GAUGCCCGACUCCUCCGCUCCAGCUCCGCUCUGGCCGCAGGGAGGCGGGUUUUUUGGGUUUAUCUCCGCCGAGCUGGGCUGUGUCUUCUUUUCUCCUUCACUGUGGAGGUCUGUGUUUUCUUCCAGACCCAGUUUGUUGGAUGUCUCGCUUGGAUUAAGCGUUUAAUUCGUGUUUUUCGUGCUGUUUUUACUACGGGACGCGUCUAAAGUGGAGGAUCUCGGAACGUCGAAAAUCUCAGUAUUUGGCUCACUGGUGGAAUGACGGAGUGCGGAGAGGAGCAGAAAAGCGGGUAAAAAACACCAAAAAACGCCGAAAUAAUGGAGAAAACGGAGCUCGAGAGCAGUUUCGAGGAGAAGCUGACCUUGGUCGAAAAAGAGUCCUCUCCCUGGCUGGAGAAGAAUGGGCCGGACUCAGAGCUCCUCAGAGCGGACGACACCACCAUCACCGACUCCUCCCUGAUCACUGACCCUCCCUCCAAAAUAGAAACGCCCAGUAAACUCGACACCACGCCCACCACGCCUGGAGGCAGCACCACCCCUCAGGCCAAGAAAGAUGGGGUCAAUUCAGAGCAGAGACAGAAGCUGGCUAAACAGCGGAGAGAGGAGAGAGCCAAAUACCUGGAUCAGAAAACCCAGGAGCAAGUGGUGAAGAAGGCUCAGUGGCUGGAGAAGGAGGAGAAGGCCCGGCGUCUGAGGGAGAGUCAGCUGGAGGAGCGCAGGAGGAGGCUGGAGGAGCAGCGGCUGAGGGCCGAGAAACGCCGGGCGCUCCUGGAGGAGAAGCAGAGACAGAAACUGGAGAAGAACAAGGAGAGAUACGAGUCUGCCAUCAAAAGAUCAACCAAAAAGACCUGGGCUGAGAUCAGACAGCAGAGAUGGUCGUGGGCCGGCGGACUGAAUCAGACGUCUCGCAGAGAGAGCAGAUGCUCAGCCUCCACGGUUAACCUGCCUCGGCAGACGGAGCCUGUCAUUAACAACAGGCUGUCCAAGUCAUCAGCGACUCUCUGGAACUCGCCCAACCGAAGCCGCAGUCUGCGUCUGAGUCCGUGGGAGAGUCGGAUCGUUGAGAGGCUGAUGACCCCCACACUCUCUUUCCUGGCCAGAAGCCGCAGCGCUGCCACACUGCUGAACAGCAGCGACUCCCAUCAGUGUUCCCGUUCUGCGUCGGCGUCACCGCUGACCACCUGCUCCCACCACCAUCACCCCCACCAGCACAGCACUGACCGCUGGACCGCCAGCACCCCCGACAUCACACAGCGCCAGCGCCGGCGCAACUCCACACCGGCUGAGAAGAAGAAGAAGAAGGAGAAGAAGGAUAAAGAGAGAGAGAACGAGAAAGAGAAGAACGCUCUAUCAAAAGAAAAAGUGCAGAAGAAGAGACAGUCACAGUCCAUUACUAGAACCAAACCAGAACCCAGCACUAACGUUAAACCCAAGAGCAGAGUGUCCUCCCCCGCACCCCCCCGCAGCCGCCCCCUCUCCCCCAACCCUGCGGCAUCAGCCAAACCCACCCCCUCCUCAGGCCGAACCCCUCCCGGCACCAAGACCCGGCCCAAACGGGCCCAGACCCCCGCCCGGGUGCAGGCCCCCGCCGUCAGCGCCGUCGCCGUUGAGACCAAGAAAGAGGCCAAUCAGAACCCACUGCCUAAAGAGACCAAGGCUGCUCCAAGUGUUCCUGCCAUCACUGUCUCCGCCUCCCCGGCCACACCCCCUGCUGCCACCCAGCCAAUCACACCUGCCCCUCAGACUCCUGAGCCUGCCCCAGCCGUGACCACGCCCACUCCUCCUGCAGAGGCCACUCCCACCGGAGCCAAGCCCAUGGCCGGCACCAACAACCCGGAGGAGGCGAGCCGGGCGCUGGCGGAGAAACGGCGUCAGGCCCGCGAGCAGCGAGAGAGGGAGGAGCAGGAGAGACUGGAGCAGGAGCAGAGGAACAGGGCUCUGCGGGAGGAGAACGCUCGGCGGGAGGAGGAGGAGAGGAGGCGCAGGGAGGAGGAGGCGAGGUUGAUGGCGGAGCGACAGCGUCUGCAGGAGGAGAAGGAGGCGCAGGAGAGAGCUCAGGCUGAGCAGGAGGAGAACCUGCGUCUGCAGAAACAGAGAGAGGAGGCGGAGUCAAAGGCCAGAGAGGAGGCGGAGCGACAGAGGCUGGAGAGAGAGAAGCACUUCCAGAAAGAAGAGCAGGAACGCCUGGAGAGGAAGAAGCGUCUGGAGGAGAUCAUGAAGAGGACGCGCAAGAGUGACACUGGAGAGAAGAAAGACAGCCGGUCUCCAGCUCAGGUUAACGGCAGAGAGACAGACAGAAAUUCUGCCUCUUCAACAAAUCCACCUGUGACCCACAAUAACCAAUCCCAGGGAGUCACAGGGUCUGUGGGUUGGGGAUCUGCUCCAGUGGUGAACGGAGUCCAGCCCAGCAAACACCACAACGGCGUCUCCUCCAAUGGCGAGGCUGCAGACUUCGAGGAGCCCCAGACUGACCCAAUCAUGGCCUUUGAGGGAGGGGAGCCCUACCUGAUGAAGGCGGGGCCUAUGAAGCCCCAGCAUGUUGCAGAAGUCCUGUGAUUGGUCCGUCUCUUCGAGUGACAAGCCUGACCCCGCCCAGCGCAGCAAAGCGAGGAUCCACCAGCGAACGUGUGCCAAACCGUCCAGAGCGACGGCCCAAACCUCCAGAAACUGUCUGGUGAAACCGAAGCCUCUCUGCCGUCUCCGAGACUUCGCUCAGAGACGAGGACUCUCAUCCUAUUUACCUGCUAUAUACGAAAAAAAAAAAAACGAGUUUAAAAAAAAACAUCAAAAAAAAAGAAAGGAAUCCUGUUUUCUGUCUUUUUCUCACGCCGUGUUCCGGUGCAGCAGUGUUGAGUUUUAUGGAAUCGUCACCCAGCGAUUUUGUGGUGCACCUUAAAAGACUGUCAGACUGAAUUUUAGAGAGGAACUCUGAAAAAUAUACAAUAUUUGGCUAUUGUUAUGAUAAAUAAUUAUUGUUAUUGUUGUUGUUCUUAUGAUAUAUCGCUGUUGUUCUUUUAAGUUCAGAGAAGACGUGUGCGUUUGUGUCUUGAAUUCUUGAGUUAUUUAACGUCAGACGCGUUAGCAGAGCAGGGAGAUGGGUAUGUAAAUGUAUAUUUGCCUGACCUGUGGAAUAAAUCUUUAUGAAAGGGAA
Molecule: messenger RNA, 3151 nt
Organism: Astyanax mexicanus (Mexican tetra)
Lineage: Eukaryota; Metazoa; Chordata; Actinopteri; Characiformes; Acestrorhamphidae
Product: MAP7 domain-containing protein 1-like
Exons: 19
Coding region: 319-2556 (745 amino acids)
Biological process (GO): microtubule cytoskeleton organization
Cellular component (GO): microtubule cytoskeleton
Source: RefSeq, a predicted model, not a curated record